Messenger RNA from Aspergillus novofumigatus IBT 16806, 2391 nucleotides. Its product is annotated as VPS28-domain-containing protein. Lineage: Eukaryota; Fungi; Ascomycota; Eurotiomycetes; Eurotiales; Aspergillaceae. Gene Ontology annotation, biological process: endosome transport via multivesicular body sorting pathway. Bases 1 to 2391 code for a protein of 796 amino acids. Gene Ontology annotation, cellular component: ESCRT I complex. The transcript is spliced from 8 exons. The record is from RefSeq and is a predicted model, not a curated record.
AUGUAUGCUCAACGGCCUCUUUCGUAUGCGCCUACACCUUACAGCUACACGCCUAACCCGGCGCUGUCGGCGACCAUCAAUCUCGAUGAGGAAGUGAAACUAGCCUCCAGCUCCGCGGAGCGCGAUCUACAUGAAUCGCUGGCCGAGAUUUACAGUAUCAUUGUCACACUUGAUGGACUCGAGAAGGCAUAUAUCAAGGAUGUGGUUACAGAGGCGGAAUACACCGAGACAUGUACCCGGCUACUAAAGCAGUACAAGUCCAGUUUGGGCGAUGAGGCCGUCGCAGCGGCGUUCGUUGAUCUGGAAACCUUCAAGCGGACAUGGGGGCUGGAAUGCCCUCGCGCGACUGAGCGUCUCCGCAUCGGCCUUCCCGCAACAGUCGAACAAGCCUCCCAUGGAGCACCUUCAGGCAACGCAGGUCCAACCACCGGAGGUCCUGUUGGCGGCGCUUUAGGCAGCCUCAUUUUGACGGCUACUGAGAACUUCAUUACCUUCCUGGACGCUCUGAAGCUGAACAUGGUGUCCAAAGAUGCACUCCACCCGCUACUGUCGGAAGUCAUUCAAUCCGUAAACAAAGUGACGGAUGGGGACUUUGAGAACCGCGGCAAAAUCAUUCAGUGGCUGAUUACAUUGAAUCAGAUGCGCGCAACAGAGGAGCUAAGCGAGGAACAAGCGCGGGAGUUGGCCUUUGACAUUGAGCAGGCUUAUCAGGGUUUCAAGUCGACUGCCGAUCUCGACGAGCCUCUCCAUGUCCUCGACCUUCCCCAGAUAUAUAGCAAACCCUCCGGCACCGAUCUUCUCCGAGCUCUUGACCUUCUCGCAGUCAAACCACGCGGUUUCAGCACCAGUGCUGGCCAAGGAGCGGUGAAGAGCAGAACAGUCGACCCAAGCGGAGUAACCCGCUAUCUGACGUCCAUCGUCUCCAGCUCUCUUUCAUGGCUAGACACUGAUGAACUGCGGGAGGCCAUUUGGGACACUGCUGCCGCUAGGUUGAGCGAGCGGGCUGGACGUACCGCCAUGCCAGCCAUGUCCCGAGUCUUCACAAUCCCUACCUCAUCCGACGAGGAGCUCACACUGACACUGCACGAGCCCUCAUUGACCGCUGACAACCUAGGCAUGAAAACCUGGGUCUCAUCGUACCUCCUCUCCCGGCGCCUCCACAACAUCCUCGACGUCACACCGCCGCUCGUCCCCUCGUCAUCAACCACUCCCAAGUCGGACAGGACGCUCCGAGCGCUAGAGCUCGGCGCCGGGACCGGACUGGUGGGCCUUUCCUUCGCAGCUCUCCGCGGCAGCUCGGCGACAAUCCAUCUCACAGACCUACCGGACAUCGUACCAAAUUUAGCCCACAACGUCUCCCUAAAUGUCGAACUGCUCACAAGAACGGAUGCAGCGGUCACAACAGGGGUACUGGACUGGUCUGUUGCCCCGUCACCACCCCCAACAAGGGAAGAACAGUACGAUCUCAUUCUAGCCGCGGAUCCGUUGUACUCGCCAAAGCAUCCCAAAUGGCUGGUUGAAACGGUCGGCCACUGGCUGAGCCGCGGACUGGACGCUCGUGUUGUGGUCGAGAUGCCUCUGCGGGAAGCAUACCUACCUCAGGUGCAGGAAUUUCGACAACGUAUGCAACAACUCGGCUUAGCGGUGGUGGAAGAAGGCGAGGAGGUGGGGUACGACGACUGGGAAGGGGCGGACGGGGGUGCGCUUGAGUCUAGCAAAAUGGUCAUCGGCCUCCUGGCAAUUACCGCAAUCCCCACCGUCACCGGCGUGGCAAUGGGAGUAAGCGAACAGCGCAAAGCCAACGAACGCAAAAUGGACGCCAGACGGAUGGCGCGCUUCAACAUCGACAUUGAAACCUCAGGCGAAACACAAGAAGAGGACGAGAUACGCGGGAAGCGGAUAGUCUUGAGGGACAACAAGGUCUAUCUGGAUGAUCCCCUCCCCGCCAAUCGUAAACACCCCUCUCACACGGCCGAAUCGUUCUACAUCGACUACCCCGAGCUGGAGGAGACGAAGCAUUUGAAAAGAGGACUGGGCCUCGUGACUACCAUCUCGGAUAACCCACCCAUGCUGAAUUGGAUCUACGCGGAUAAAGAGACACAUGAGCUGAAGUAUGGGAAUCGGUCGCAGAGUGUGCAGCAUGUAGUCGGGCCUUGGGAUUGGGCGGACGAGGAGACGACCAUCACGCUGGAAGGGAAGAGUGCUUUUAUGGCUGUUCAGGAAGAGGAUUGGAGUUGGGCGGUCUACUUUGACCGGGACGGUGAUGAGUUGGAGUGGGUUCUCGAGGAGGAGGGUAAGCUGGAUAAUCCGUUUGCGCCAAUAAAGCUCAAGAGGACGAUGGUCCCGCAGGUUCCUCAGGUUGAACAGAGUAAUAAAAAUGAUAAUUCAUGA